CAUGAGGAGCGUCUUACAAUGCGCCACGCUGCAAUGCGCUCUCAUCAUUCCCGACUCGCCCCGUCACUUUUCUGCCCAGCAUCUUCUUCUUCACAACCCCCACUUGUGUCUGUGUGUUUGUGUGAGUGACAAACCCUGCUUACCAAACCUGCGCAAUCAAUCUACCAUAUUCCGCCUCUCCUACGCUUCUCUCCUCGCUCCAUUUCAAUCAACUGUCUGUUAUCGACUGCGCGUAUGGUGCUGAUAUAAAGAAUCUGCAUUUCUCCGAUCUCCUUUCUCUCUGUCCAUGGAGAUUCGGUUAAUCUUGCUGCUGGGGUUAUUCUUGAUUUCCUGGGUUUACAGCGGAUUAGCGACGAGGGUUGUGUAUUCCGGGAGGCUAGUGCACAGGUUCUCGGAUGAAGUGAAGGCGCAUCGGGGUGUUCAAGCUUUGGAGAACGGGAGAGUGUCUGAAGCUCCAGUUUGGCCGAGGCGGCGGAGCUCGGAGUACUACCGGCGGCUCUUGAGCAGCGACUUGCAGCGGCAGACGUUGAAAUUGAAGCCUCAGUUCCAAAUUCUUUAUCCUUCUGAAGGAAGCGCUUCGCUAGCCCUCGGAAAUGACUUCGGCUGGCUACAUUAUAUGUGGAUUGAUGUAGGCACGCCAAAAGUUUCUUUCCUAGUGGCGUUGGAUGCUGGAAGUGAUCUGUUUUGGGUUCCCUGUGAUUGUGUGCAAUGUGCACCAUUAUCUGCCAGUUAUUACAGCAGUCUGGACAAAGAUCUCAAUGAGUACAGCCCUUUUGUCUCUAGCACAAGCCAAUCAAUCUCUUGUGGUCAUCAGUUAUGUGAAUUGGGCUCAAAUUGUCCUAGUCCUGGACAGCAAUGUCCAUAUACCAUUGACUAUUAUUCACCUAAUACAUCCACUUCUGGAUUUCUUGUCGAAGAUAUUCUACAUCUAAUAUCGACCCAUUCUGAUGCAUCCACCAAAUUUGUGAGGGCUCCAGUUAUUUUUGGAUGUGGUAAUAAACAAACUGGUGGUUACCUAUCUGGAGUUGCACCUGAUGGUCUUCUGGGUCUGGGGCUUGGAGAAAUUUCGGUCCCGAGUAUUCUAGCAAAAUCUGGAUAUAUUCGAAACUCCUUUUCGCUAUGUUUCAGUGAAGAUGAUUCUGGAAAACUAUUCUUCGGGGACAUGGGAUUAGCAGACCAACAAACUACACCAUUUUUGCCGUUGGAUGGAAAGAAUUUAACAUAUAUUGUUGGAGUGGAUGACUGCUGUAUUGGGAGCUCCUGUCUUAACCUAAUGAACUUUGAAAUGCUGGUCGACACUGGGUCAUCGUUCACAUUCAUCCCAGAUCAAAUCUAUAAGAAAGUGGCUGACGAGUUUGAUAGACAACUAAAUGCUUCAAAAGCAAGCUUUCCAGGUUAUCCUUGGCAAUAUUGUUACGAGUCCAGCUCUCAGGAAAUGCCAAAGAUUCCUACGUUGACCCUGAAGUUUGCAACAUCCAGCGGUUUCAUUGUCAGCAAUCCUGUUUUGAUGAUCUACGGCACCAAGGGUGCCGUUGGAUUUUGUUUAGCAAUACAACCGACGCAAGAAAACAUUGGGACAAUUGGACAGAACUUCAUGACUGGAUACCAGAUUGUGUUCGAUAGGGAAAAUUUCAAGUUGGGCUGGUUGCGCUCAAAUUGCCAAGAUCUUGAUUACGAAGACGGCGCCCCGUUGAACUCAUCAGGUAAUAGCAACUCCCCUAAUUCCCUGCCCACAACGGCGCAACAAGGUGGAGCCAAUGGCCGUGCUGUCGCUCCGGCAGUUGCUGGAAGGACACCUUCCAAGUCCUCGGCCUCAUGCUUGUCAGGUUUGGUGAAUCUGUUCUUGUUUUUAAUCGCACACAUCUCAUAAUAUAUAUAUGAAAACCAACAUGGUGUUGAUUGGUAGUUAUAUAUGUAAAUUCUGAUUCUCAGUCUCGUAGUCGAAAUCUAGGCUAUUUUUUAACUUUGAGAGAGAGUAAUUUGUGUAGUAGUCUGUAAAAUUUGUGUAAUUUAUUUUCAAUUUUGAUGUUGUACUAUUAUGUAUGCAUCAUUCAUACUGAGAGAGAAUGGCUAGUUAUCUUGUGUUGAGAUCAAUCAUAUUCCUAGUUAUGUGGACUAUUAUAUAUA
Messenger RNA from Andrographis paniculata, 2127 nucleotides. RefSeq names its product aspartic proteinase-like protein 1. The transcript is spliced from 10 exons. Gene Ontology annotation, molecular function: aspartic-type endopeptidase activity. The coding region runs from base 287 to 1870 and encodes 527 amino acids. Lineage: Eukaryota; Viridiplantae; Streptophyta; Magnoliopsida; Lamiales; Acanthaceae. The record is from RefSeq and is a predicted model, not a curated record. Gene Ontology annotation, biological process: proteolysis.